Aricia agestis (brown argus) is the source of this 1131-nucleotide messenger RNA. RefSeq lists its product as uncharacterized. The record is from RefSeq and is a predicted model, not a curated record. Lineage: Eukaryota; Metazoa; Arthropoda; Insecta; Lepidoptera; Lycaenidae. Bases 1 to 1116 code for a protein of 371 amino acids. The transcript has 2 exons.
AUGUCUUUCAGGACUGGGUCGGCCAGCGGUUACGAUGGUCUAAGUCCCCAGCACCUCAAGGACUUAAUCAGUGCAUCUGAAGACUCCAGCAGAGCGCUUCUAGAGGACCUGAAGGCCUUAAUAAAUUUGAUGCUAUCUGGCAAAGUCCACCAUAGUCGCCCCAUAGCGGUCGGUUGCACCUACCCUCACAGCAUCCAUCCUCUCUUCAUUCAAAUCAUCACCAAUUCUUUUGGAAACAUAGGCAUUGUAUCACUAGCUGAGGCGAUCGACGCUUGGAAACGUGUUUGUCCCAGUGACGUUCCUGUCAACCCCAACAUCCAAAAGAAUUGGGAUGAACCCCUAAUAAAAUUGGCACAGUCAGAGAUCCUAAGUUCAUCGUCCACUACAGAUCGCGCGCGUCUCCUGGCGUCCGCUGAGCCGGAAUCAGGUUAUUGGCUCCAGGCAUACCCAUCAUCCAAUACCGGAACACUGUUAGACAAUCAUACAUUCAACUUAUCAAUCAGUUUGCGACUAGGAGCUAAUAUCAGCGAACCCCACCGCUGCCACUGCGGCGCCGCAGUAGACCGCCAGGGUCACCACGGUCUGUCUUGUCGACGCAGCGCCGGCCGCCAGUCCCGCCAUGCUUCCUUGAACGACGUGAUCCGCAGGGCCCUUGCCUCUGUCAACGUGCCGGCCACUCUCGAGCCGAACGGUAUCGCACGUGACGACGGCAAAAGGCCCGACGGAAUGACGCUCGUUCCAUGGAGCCGCGGGAGGCCUCUUGUUUGGGACGCCACCUGCGUGGACACGCUAGCGGCGUCACAUGUGACGGCCACAACAAGGGAAGCGGGAGCUGCGGCGGCACAAGCAGAGACAAACAAAAGAAGAAAAUAUGAAGCACUGGGGAAUGAUUACUUUUUUGUACCUUUCGGGGUUGAAACCCUGGGUCCGUGGGGCCCUGGUGCCAAACAAAUGUUCAGAGAGUUAUCCCAAAGACUGGUUGAGAAAACUAACGAUCCCAGAGCUGGCGCUUACCUCGGCCAGCGUAUCAGUCUUGCGAUACAGCGAGGUAAUGCUGCCAGCCUCUUGGGUACAUUGCCCGCAGCCUCUGACUUAGAUUUAGUUUUUUAUAUAUAGUCUUUGUUUUAUAUU